Molecule: messenger RNA, 1313 nt
Organism: Hydra vulgaris (swiftwater hydra)
Lineage: Eukaryota; Metazoa; Cnidaria; Hydrozoa; Anthoathecata; Hydridae
Product: CUB and zona pellucida-like domain-containing protein 1
Cellular component (GO): cell surface; extracellular region
Molecular function (GO): protein binding
Source: RefSeq, a predicted model, not a curated record
UUUUGAAUUUUGUACGCUGUGAGCUUUAUUUGUACUCUAAAAAUGUAUGUCAAAAAAUGGCUACUCUUUCUUGUUAUUGGUUUUCAUUUUAACUUUAUGAACUGUUAUCGUUAUAAACUCAGGUGUAACUGUAAUCAAACUCAAUGUAUAGAACCAGUUGGCUGUUUAUCAGGAAAAGUUAAAGACGCGUGCGACUGCUGUAACGUUUGUGCUAAAACUGAGGGCGAAAGAUGCGGAGGAAGAAAUCAUAUUGGAGGUGAGUGCGGAAAAGCUUUGCAAUGUAUGGUAAGACGUUUAAGAACACACAAUAACAGAAAAAUUCAAGAAAUAGGUGCUCUCGUUGGUCGUUGCGAACAUGAAAUGUGUCAUAUGGUACAGUGUCCUUUUGGAAAAUCAUGUUUUUAUGAAAAAGGGGUAGCAUCUUGUGACUGCCCAAAAUGCAUAGAUAUGAUUUCAGAACCUGUGUGCGGAGAAGUCAACAACAAAGAUUAUAAUAAUGAAUGCGAAUUGAGGACAGAAGAGUGUAGAACUGGUCGAAAAAUUGGAUUAAUAAGAGGAACGUGUAUGGCUCCUAACAUAAGUCGAAUAUCUUGCAAGGCUGAUUCGAUGACGAUUGAAAUCUUAAAAUCAUUCAUCCGGACAAACGGAAAACAUAUAAGUCUAUUUGAUGCGAAUUGUAAACCAAAAGAAAAUAAAACACAUUUCAUAUUUCAUACAAAGUUAAACGAAUGCGGAACUAAAGUGGCUUAUACUCUAACGUCAGUUAUAUACAGCAAUGCCAUUCGAAGUGUUGAGAAUGAAAAUAACAUUAUAGUUCGUUACCGUAACAUUAAAGUGCCCUUUGAAUGUGAUUACCUUUUACAAAAUAAAAAUGAAUUUCAAGUCAUAUUUCACAGCAACCGUUCAAAAGAUAAACCUAGUGAAAACAGAAUUAAUGUUCGCUCAUUUCAGGAAUUAAAAUCAGAAAAUGAAAAAUAUUUGGUGGUACUAAAAUCUAAACUACCGGAAAACCAUAAUGCAACACUUCUGUUGAGACAGUGUACUGCAAACUCAGGAGCACAAUCGUCCAAACAAUUCAGCUACACUAUCAUCAGUAAUGGAUGUCCUUUAUUGCAUGGUUUAGAAAUUGCUGAAUCUAAAGGAUCAUUUAUAAAAUUGCUUAUUCCAAUUAAUGCAUUUCGAGGAAUAAAGCCAAAUCAAAUUCUUGUUAAAUGCAAAAUACGUCAAUGUUUUUCCAAUAACACAAAAAAAGACUUUUUGUGUACUCCAAUCAAUUGUAGAAAGUAAGAAAUGAAACUAACAUAAAUACUGAA